Yarrowia lipolytica CLIB122 is the source of this 1725-nucleotide messenger RNA. RefSeq lists its product as uncharacterized. Gene Ontology annotation, cellular component: nucleus. The record is from RefSeq and is a predicted model, not a curated record. NCBI's taxonomy places the organism in Eukaryota, Fungi, Ascomycota, Dipodascomycetes, Dipodascales. Gene Ontology annotation, molecular function: RNA polymerase II cis-regulatory region sequence-specific DNA binding; DNA-binding transcription activator activity, RNA polymerase II-specific; zinc ion binding. Gene Ontology annotation, biological process: DNA-templated transcription; regulation of transcription by RNA polymerase II.
AUGAAACGCACCCGAAACCGCCUGCCCGUGAGCUGCACUUUUUGCCAUGCCCGCAAGUUGCGCUGCGACCGCAAGACCCCCUGCUCCAACUGCGUCACUCACCAACGCCAAAACUGCAACUAUCUCAAGAAGCACGACAGCAAGAAACAUACCGCAACGGUCAACACGCUGGCGCCGGAAUCUCUGACCCAUAUCGGCGAUGCGCAGAUCUACACGUCGUCAAUCAGUGUAGCGGCUCUGGCUGGGUCGGGAUCACACAGCAACGUGGAGGGAGUAAAGCCGACGCCAAGAGAACAGGACCCGCCCUUCUUGCACAAUGUGUUUCGACUGCUGCAUCAGAGCGCACGCGAGAAAAUCGACACUAACCCGCAUCUAUGGGCCCGCUUGCUACCCUCGAGAGCCCUGUGUGAACAACUGUGUCAACGGUACAUGGACACCAUCAACGUGUUUCAUUUCGCAGUCGGACCAGCCCAACCGCAGCUCUGGAUCAACACCGUCUACUCCAAGGACCCCAGUAAACCGCACACAAACGCUGAAUUGAGAGCCAUGGCCCUGGUGCUGCUCAUGAUGCGUCUGGGACACAUUGCUACCCAUGACGACUGUCCAGACUACUGCGCAGACACAUACCUCGGCCCAAGACUGCAACACAUUGCCGAGUCGUUCCUACAGGCCACAGUGACGCACAAUUCCAUGGCAUUGGAAGGGUUUCAGGCCCUAAUUCUACUCAGAUGCCAUGCCGUCUUCUCACCCCAAAACAUUGACACCGACCAACGAGAUAAUGGAAUCGUGCACUCGUCCAUGUCUCUGGUAUCUACAGCAGUCACCAUGGGCUUGCAUCGAGACCCGUCCGUGUUCAAACUGCCAGACUCGACCGCGGCGCUUUGGAGAGGUCUGUGGUGUCACGUGCUAGUCUGUGAUACGUUCCAUUCACUCAACACAGGAACGCCCCUUUCCAACGUGAUUGACACUUCUGAUGUGCGUAUCCAACAGCUAGAUCUGUCUGCUCUAGCAACCACAGAUGCCGAAAAAACGUACCUGACCCAGUGUGCUCAUUCUCUGUCGCUCUAUACUCGCAUGUGUCGACUGAUGCGCAAAGGUCUGUCCUUCAUCUUCACCCCCUCGGGCCUCACAGACGCAAACUACCAGAUCAUAAUCUCAGACAUUCAGGACUUCCGCUCCAGUCUCAAUCUGCAUAUGGAACAAUGGGUUGUGACGGACGAAAUCAACGCAGCCAAUCGGUUGGUGCUGCUUCUGGGAGCUCUACAACUGCAGUCUCUUAUCAAUAGAGCAUGUCAGGUGCCAGCGAACGAGGCACCCAAGUCGCACCGACGCCUGCUCUUCACAUGCCUGGAAAUCGGCUCGGUAUGCGACUACUUGUCCUCCAACAUGGGCCACUUUAAGUCCUUCUCGUGGCCAAUCAAGGCCAUCUUUCUGCGAGUCUCCACGCUCACUUGUCUUAAUCUGUGCUCCUUGGCAUGGCAAGCCACCAAGAUGAAUGCCACGGACUCAUUGCCGGAGAUCUUUGCCACCUGCGACACUCUUCUUGCCUGGAUUUCGUCCGUUGGCGCUGUCUACGUGACUGCUCACCAGGCACAUGUUCAUUUGACGAGACUCCUGGACAUUGUCAAGAGAGAGCACAAUGUCAGUGUGGACAUGAUGGGUUGGUAUAUGGGAGAUGUGGACUCGCCACUGAUGGAAUGGUUGAUUCAGGCGCCUAGCUUCUAG